Messenger RNA from Lolium rigidum, 964 nucleotides. RefSeq names its product proteasome subunit alpha type-3-like. The transcript has 5 exons. Bases 283 to 702 code for a protein of 139 amino acids. Lineage: Eukaryota; Viridiplantae; Streptophyta; Magnoliopsida; Poales; Poaceae. The record is from RefSeq and is a predicted model, not a curated record.
AGGAUGGUCAGGCACAAAAAUUGACCAGCAGUAAUUUCAACUAUAUAUAUUGCAUUGCAUUUAUCCUUAAGGCUGUGGCUGUGCUAGCAGCAGAUGGUAGGCAGAUAGUCUCAAGAGCAAAGUCAGAGGCACCUAAUUAUGAGAAGUCGGAAUUACUGAGACUUUUGAUUCCAUACGAUGUAUAUCUUCAGAACUGUAAGUUAAAGCUGUUUCCACCAGGAUUUACAGAGAACCCAUGCCUGUGAAAGAAUUAGCUGAUCAUGUAUUCGUGUCUAUGUUCAUAUGCUCAAAAAAAAAGCUAUGUUCAUCUGUUUACACUCUACUGGUGGCUCAGAUAAGGUAGUUAACACUUUCUUGUUCAAGAAGGCAGUUGCCUUCUUCAACACACUACUUGAUAGCUUGAUAAUAUUAUUUACAACUUUACAUGUAUUAAAAUGUGCAAUAUUAUUUACAAAUUUUGGUUCUGCUCUGGGUAAAGGAAGACAAGCUGCAAAAACGGAGAUUGAGAAAUUGAAGCUUUAUGAGCUGACCUGCAGGGAAGGCAUCGUUGAGGUUGCCAAGAUAAUUUAUGGUGUACACACCGGAGCGAAAGACAAAUCUUUGAGCUGGGUAUGCGAUGAAUCUAACCGCCAGCAGGAGAAGGUUCCAAGCGAUCUUGUGAAGCAGGGCAAGGCAGCGCUUGAGGAGAUGGACGCUGACUAAGAAGAGUCCGCCAAUUAUUCUCAAGGUUUCACAUUUCCUUCCACGCGUGGUGUAACAGAUACAUGACUGGUUCAUGAUUUUUCAUGUCGGCGCUAAAAGAUACCACCUCAGUAUGUUGUUGCCUUUGCCCAGUCGAGGGCUCGUGUUGUUUGUUGUUCUCGCGGAUCGUAGUCUGCUUGCUUUUAAAAAAAAAGUAUUCUGCUUGCUGUUUGGUCGCACAUGGAUCUGAAUCUAUUGAACUCUGAAUGACCUUGAAAUCCAA